AUGGGUUCCGACGACGGCGACGGCAAAGACGCUCCGCAACGCGCUUGUGACGGGUGCCGCAGAAUGAAGAUCCGGUGUAUAGGCAAGGAGAAGCCCCCAUGUAAGCGAUGUGCGAACAUGAAGCUCGAGUGUCGCUUCGAGAUGGGCGGCGUACCACGUAUGGGUCCUGAAGAAUUCGAUUCUUUCUCACGCGCGACGAAAUCUAGACUAGAGAGCCUAGAGGGACAAGUGGGCGGAAUCAACGGCAAACUGGACGACAUCUCCGCCUUCCUAAGGAACAUGCAGCGCACGCCCAUAACCGCGUCGCCGCUCACGGCAUACACCCAUAUCAGCGAUCAUCCCGUUGGGCGGCCUGAAUCAUGGCCGACGCUGGACGAGCGGGCCCCUUCUCCCGCGAAGAGUGCGUCUGACGACGAAGACCCAAUGGACCUCGCCACCGCCGAGCCGUUCCGCGACCUAACCCGACGCGAGGAGGCGGAGCGCUUGCGAGCGGAUGGAUAUGAUGCCGGCGGGCGGUGGGACGGCAACACGCGUAAGCGCCGGCGGGUGGAGGACGCCGUCCCGGCUGUCCGCGCCCACGGCGGGGUGUGGUACUCUGCCGAUCCCGUGACGUUGGGAUGGUGCGCCGAAGCUGAGGGACGCGAGCUGUUCCAAGCCUUCUUCGACUACGCAUACCCUUUCCUUCCCGUACUCGAUCCAAAGGAGGAUACGUGGGCGGACGUACGUGCACGCUCGCCAUUCCUCACCACCGUUUUACUCUACGUCUCCUCACGCGCACGGGACGGAUGUGCGCGCGCGUCAGACCUAACUCGGAAAUGCAGGGAACAGGCAGAGAACAUGGCCAAGGCGACCGUGUUCUCGCCCAUCGCGACGCUCGAGACCGUGCAGAGUCUCACCAUUCUGAGCCUGUAUACAGCCCACGGGUGGCGCGCGAGCUGUCACGCACUGUCUCUAGCGGUGGACAUGCGUCUCUUUCUCUGUCUCGCACACCUGCGCGACCAGGGCGGCGACACGGAGCGGCAGCGUGCCCUCAUCGCCGGAGCGCGCGUCUGGCUUGCCCUGGUGAAACAGUCAUACGAGAUGAGCUACAACCACGCCCUACCGCUACAGUUCCCCGUUGGCGAGACGAUGAAGCAUGCGCGCGCGUACGUCGCCCAUCCAAUGAUGAAUAUCUGGGACGCGCGGACCGUUGUUGCGCUAGAACUGCUCGUCGUUCGCGAGCCCCUCUUCCAUCCAGGCAGCGGAGGCCCGAGCGGCCCAGAGCUCGACGAGAUGCUGCGCGAGGCCAACGCCAAGGUGGCUGAGGUGUACGAGCACUGGCUCGAGUAUUAUCACCGCGCAGGCCUCCCAUCAGACCAUUACCUCCUCCGAGAACUACGAUCCCAGCGCGCCUAUUGUGUAAUGUACGCGAACGCGCCCGCAUGGCAAGGCAUCAAGACGCCCGAGGACGUCGCUCUUCUCCCCCGCGAACGACAGGGAUGGCUCACGGCUGCGGUGCGUGCUGGCGCCUAUCUGAUUGCGAACAUUGGGGCUGGCGAACAAGCAAAAGACAGCGAGUACGCCAACCACAGCUUCCACGCGGGCAUUAUCGCCACGGCUCGAUACCUCAUUCGCAUGGUCGAGGUUUUCCCCGCCUGCGACGUAUACCAAGUCUCGCUAGACCUAGACAAGCUACUCAUCAAGCUGCCACAGUACCCCUCACACCCCUUUACUGGCAUCCUGCGCCGCGCCGUCGAACGCGCCCGUGCAUCGGGAGUCCUGCCUACCACGAACAUCAGCGCCGAUGCUGCCGCUGCCGUCCCACCGCCGGCAGAGAGUAGUCCACUCCUCGAACAGUGGGUCACGGGAUUCAGCACGCUCCCAUGGACCGACCAGCCGACUGUGCAAGAGAAUUCUGUCGUCUGGCCUGAAGACCUGUCGAUCCUCGCCAACUGGUUCGCUGGUAUGGACGGUACGCCAGCCCCCGAGGGAGAUUUGGGAAACUGGUUACCAGGGACGUGA
Molecule: messenger RNA, 2001 nt
Organism: Cutaneotrichosporon cavernicola
Lineage: Eukaryota; Fungi; Basidiomycota; Tremellomycetes; Trichosporonales; Trichosporonaceae
Exons: 10
Coding region: 1-2001 (666 amino acids)
Biological process (GO): regulation of DNA-templated transcription
Cellular component (GO): nucleus
Molecular function (GO): zinc ion binding; DNA-binding transcription factor activity, RNA polymerase II-specific; transcription cis-regulatory region binding
Source: RefSeq, a predicted model, not a curated record